Clarias gariepinus (North African catfish) is the source of this 2647-nucleotide messenger RNA. RefSeq names its product ubiquitin-conjugating enzyme E2 J2. Bases 959 to 1741 code for a protein of 260 amino acids. Lineage: Eukaryota; Metazoa; Chordata; Actinopteri; Siluriformes; Clariidae. The record is from RefSeq and is a predicted model, not a curated record. The transcript has 7 exons.
GUGAGUAUAGGACUAUGUUGUUAUUCUGCACAAUCAAAAGUCCUGGUUUGACAUGAACAUUUGUAGAAAAAUACCAAAACUAUGAUAUGAAACAUCGUCAUGUAAUGUUGUUACAUGCAACUAGAGGGAAAAAAAAGACCAGAACCUUUACAUCUUUACAUCUUCAACUGUCAAAUUUCAGUUUGAUCUAGCCUUUGAGUUUUGUUCUUGCCUGACAGGAAUGGAAUUUGAUAUUCAGCUGUUUUAACCGCUUGAACACUGCUACAGAUGCCUUUCUGUUCAGUGCAACUGUAGUGGUGGUUAUCUGAUCAAGAAAUUUUUGACUCUAUGCAGUUCUGUAUAUAUAGAUAUAUUUUUUUUAUUUUAGCUUAGCUUGCACAACUAGCUUGUAACUAGACUUAAAUAAAGACUGGUCUGGUCUUGUCUUUAAAAGCUAUGAAAGAGAUUUGAGAUCAUACUUUACUUUUUUAUGAUGCGGUACUGAGAAAGGUCGGUGCCACCAAGAGAUCUGACCUACCAUGAACUGAGUACAGUACUUAAUCAGAAAAAAAGCUUUUCUGUGAUUGACCUGUGAGUAACCAUGUGUUACUAUUAAUGUGUCACUAUUAGUAUAUAAAGUAGGUCAUGUGUCAUGGUGAAGUCUCUUCAAUAUUACUGGUGAAACUAGUGUAUAAUGUACAUUGAAACCCCGGAUUGCAAGUAACGCAGUUUGUGAGUAAAGAUUUUUAAUAAAUUUUGACUUGGAGAACGAACCGAGUAACCAAGUACAGAGUAUCGAGUAUCAUGUAUCACGCAUGUGCGUUUUGUUUUGACGCCAAGCAUCAUGUGAUCACAACUGAGCCAACUGUUUUUCUUUCUCUUGCGCUGCAGAAUUGAGGGUAAUCCUCUCCCCUGCUGGGUCUUUGUGCGCGUCUCUUACUGGUAUAAUCAACAUCCGUGCAACACUGACCAUGUGUGUAUGAACAACAACGGGAAUAAAAGGGCACCAACAACAGCAACACAGCGUCUAAAACAAGAUUACCUCAGAAUAAAGAAAGAUCCAGUGCCUUACAUCUGUGCUGAACCACUUCCCUCAAAUAUAUUAGAAUGGCAUUAUGUUGUUCGGGGACCAGAGAAAACACCUUAUGAAGGUGGAUACUAUCACGGAAAAUUGGUAUUCCCGCGAGAAUUUCCCUUCAAGCCACCUAGUAUUUAUAUGAUAACACCAAACGGGAGAUUCAAGUGCAACACAAGGUUAUGCCUCUCCAUUACUGAUUUCCAUCCAGACACGUGGAACCCUGCCUGGUCUGUGUCCACCAUACUCACAGGGCUGCUAAGUUUCAUGGUGGAGAAAGGUCCCACGUUGGGAAGCAUUGAGACAUCGGAUUACACUAAAAGACAGCUGUCUGCACAGAGCUUGGCCUUUAACUUAAAGGACAGAGUCUUUUGUGAACUGUUUCCAGAAGUAGUUGAGGAGAUCAAGCAGAAGCAAAAGGCUCAGGAGGAGCUUAGUUCACGGCCGCAGGCUCUGCCGCUUCCAGACGUGGUGCCAGAUGGAGAGCAGGGUCACUUUGGGCUCCCAGAGAUGAACGGGCACGUCCCUAUGGGAGAAGCAGCGGCUCCUCAGCACCUUGCCCUCCAGCAGGCUAACCGCAAUCAUGGACUCCUUGGCGGAGCGCUUGCGAACCUGUUUGUAAUAGUGGGCUUUGCUGCCUUUGCUUACACGGUAAAGUACGUACUUCGGAGCAUAACCCAGGAAUGAGACAGGACCUUACUGGACUGGGCUGAAAAUAUUUUUUGUGGGUAUCAAGUCACCAAAGUAAGCUCCCAUUCCUUUAAUAAAACAACGAAAUGACAAACCUAAUCAAUUCUUCUGUGAAUCUGAGGAACAUCGUGGUGCUACUGAAAGUACCAUAAUGCAGCUGAAGAUUUGCCUGUAGGUUGCUACAUGAUUUCUGGAUUGCUGCACAGGCUCGGCACAUGUCCACUGACCAAUCAAAAAAAACAUUAUUGAUGGAAAGUUACUCACAGCCCAGACACCUGAGGAAAUGCUUAUGUCUCUUCAGUUCUGUUAUUAAAAGAAAGGACCAGUGUUUUUGUCACUUUUAAUGUAAGGGUGGAAACCACAGACCAAGUUCCAUUAAGGAAUUUUUGUGUACACCACACCUUCAUUUGCUCUUCAUGGGGUUUUCCAUCUGUGUUCAAUUCAAACAUCUUUCAUCCCUUAUCUUUCCAUUGUUUUGCAUUAAUGGUUUUCACCAUUAUUCAUCCUGAGAGUACAGUUUGCUCUGUAAACACAAAACAUCUCCUUGUCUUUGAUCUGAUUGCAGGUAAAGUGUUACAACAAGGCACAGUUUAUUCUUCCUUAUCAAUUAUCAUUGAUUAUUAUUUAUUACUAGUUGGAACCUCCCCUAAAUGUAAUGCUAGAGAAGGAUAAAUGCGGGAGGUAGAGAACGCUAUGAAUAAAUGACAUCGAAUGAAAAACGGAUAUUUGCUUAGUCGUGUUUUAUCUUUUUCUCAUAUUGUAAGGCCAGAGUCACUGGUGGUUAUUAUCCGUUUGCACUUUGUGAAAGUGGUUUAAUAAAGACUGCUGUCCUGAUUAGAUUAAAACAUAAAACAUGUCCCAUCUUUACUUAGCAUUAAAAUAAAUUUAUUGCUGUUUCAAAAA